GCGAGGAGAGGGGAGAAGAGCGAGGAGGGAGAAGGAAGGAAGAAGAGAGAGGAGGAAGAAGAGGAAGCCCAAGGAGGCGACGCAGGGCAGGAAGCCUUGGAGAGGACGGCAGCAGUGCGGCAGCCCCGAAGGCCAGCGUGGAGACCCGCGCCGCCUCCCUACUCCGCGGACGGUGACGGCCCGCCGCGGCCACAGCCCCCAAGCCCGUCUCCGCAGGAAUCAUGCCCAGGUCCUUCCUGGUCAAGAAGGUCAAACUUGAUACGUUCUCUUCGGCAGACCUCGAGAGCUCCUACGGGCGCGCCCGCGGCGACCUCGGAGUGCGGCUGCACGAUAAAGGAUACCUCAGCGACUGUGUGGGGCCCGCUUCUGUCUACGAUGGCGAUGCCGAAGCGGCGCUGCUCAAAGGGCCGUCCCCGGAGCCCAUGUACGCUGCGGCGGUGCGGGGAUGCGGCAAGACGUACGCCACGUCGUCGAACCUGAGCCGCCACAAGCAGACGCACCGCAGCCUGGACAGCCAGCUGGCGCGGCGCUGCCCGACGUGCGGCAAGGUGUACGUGUCCAUGCCGGCCAUGGCCAUGCACCUGCUCACGCACGACCUGCGCCACAAGUGCGGCGUGUGCGGCAAGGCCUUCUCGCGGCCUUGGCUGCUGCAGGGCCACAUGCGCUCGCACACCGGCGAGAAGCCGUUCGGCUGCGCGCACUGCGGCAAGGCCUUCGCCGACCGCUCCAACCUGCGCGCGCACAUGCAGACGCACUCGGCCUUCAAGCACUUCCAGUGCAAGCGCUGCAAGAAAAGCUUCGCGCUCAAGUCCUAUCUCAACAAGCACUACGAGUCGGCCUGCUUCAAGGGCGGCGCCGGCAGCGGCGUCCCCGCGGCCCCCGCAGCGCCGCAACUCAGCCCUGUGCAGGCCUAGAGCGGGGCCUCGCCAGCCAGGUCGGCUCUCAGCAAUACAGGCCAGGGGCGUCUCCGCCGGCUUCCGGGCGGGGGGGCCGGAGGGCGGGCCCCUCCUCACAGCAAUAGGGGGAGGGGGCCGGCCCCACCCCGCCCCGCCCGCCAGGGCCCUUGUGGGCCCCUUCAAGCAAUAGGGUCCCGAGGGGAGACCCACUCCAAGCCCCUCCCUCCCCUCCAGGGUGCCCCAGGCUUUCUCCCAGCAAUAGGGUCUACUAGACCCAGAACCGAACCUCAUCUCCCAGUUGGGUCUCUGAUGAUUGGGGGUGGGGUGAGGUAGGGAGCGCCCUCCUUCUCCGUCCUCUGCGCCCCUGGGUCACGUCGCAGAGACUCAGGUCUUCCCCUCCCUUUCCCAAGCCUUCCAGGGCCGGCCCGCGGCCCCGACGUCCAGGGAGCCAGCCCCUCCCAGGCAGCAGGCCGGGAGGGGAGCAGGGGAGGUGCGGCCUGCAGAGGCGUCCGCGACUCCGCAGCUGUCCCCGAACUCCGGGAGUAUAAGACGCGUUGGGGACGGGGAGGGGGGCGGACGGCGGCAACCCCCUUCCUCGGGCUCCUUCCGGAGCCAGUCCGAGCCGCCCUCCUACCCUCGCCACGCACCCUCUGCCAAAUCCGAAUUCUUCCAGCCCAGCUUCCGGGGCUCUGUCCUCCAUAACGAAGCACAAUGACGCAUAUCGAA
Messenger RNA from Tupaia belangeri chinensis (Chinese tree shrew), 1622 nucleotides. It is a transcript of the gene SCRT1, whose product is annotated as scratch family transcriptional repressor 1. Bases 222 to 914 code for a protein of 230 amino acids. The transcript is spliced from 3 exons. The record is from RefSeq and is a predicted model, not a curated record. Gene Ontology annotation, biological process: regulation of DNA-templated transcription. Gene Ontology annotation, molecular function: RNA polymerase II cis-regulatory region sequence-specific DNA binding; DNA-binding transcription factor activity, RNA polymerase II-specific. NCBI's taxonomy places the organism in Eukaryota, Metazoa, Chordata, Mammalia, Scandentia, Tupaiidae.